AGUGGAAAGCUGGUCCAAAUCGGUAACAACCUUUCGCCAGCUACUGUCGUUACCGGGUCACUGACAAUGUCUAGAAUAUGCUCUGAACGCCGUCAACCAGGGUGUAACGGCCCUUGGCAUCAAAGGUAUGGUGGCCCCAGAUCCGCCGCCGCUGGCAAACAGCUACAGCUACUUACUGUCUGCCUCGCCGGAACACAGCUACCAACGGAAUCGUCCUGGCCACUGAGAAGAAGUCGUCGUCGCCUCUGAUCGACCCCCCCUCCCUCUCCAAGAUCUCCCUGAUCACGCCCGACAUCGGCAUGGUCUACGCCGGCAUGGGCCCGGACUACCGGGUGCUCGUCGACAAGGCCCGCAAGGUCUCGCACACCGGCUACAAGCGCAUCUACAACGAAUACCCGCCCACCCGUAUAUUAGUGCAGGACGUUGCCCGCGUCGUACAGGAGGCGACGCAGUCCGGGGGUGUCCGACCGUACGGCGUCAGCCUGCUGAUUGCGGGCUGGGACGAGGGCAUCGAGCCCGAGACCGGCGAUGCCCAGCGCGGCGACGAGGGGGAGGACGAACCCAAGAAGGCGACCGGCAAGACGGGCGGCAUCCUGAAGGGCGGCCCCAGUCUGUACCAGGUCGACCCCAGCGGCAGUUACUACCCGUGGAAAGCCACGGCCAUCGGCAAGCACGCCACCAGCGCCAAGACCUUCCUCGAGAAGCGCUACACCGAGGGCCUGGAGCUCGAGGAUGCCAUUCACAUUGCCCUCCUGACUUUGAAGGAGACCAUUGAGGGCGAGAUGAACGGGGACACGAUAGAGAUUGGUAUUGUUGGACCUCCUGCCGAUCACUUGCUGGGCUUUGAGGGCGUCGAGGGCGCGCGGGGACCCCGGUUUAGGAAGUUGACCAAAGAGGAGAUCGAGGACUAUCUGACCAACCUAUAAACUGCUCCGCCUUGUUACACGUUAUUGGCGGGACCUUAUAG
Messenger RNA from Aspergillus uvarum CBS 121591, 967 nucleotides. It is a transcript of the gene pre8, whose product is annotated as proteasome core particle subunit alpha 2. Lineage: Eukaryota; Fungi; Ascomycota; Eurotiomycetes; Eurotiales; Aspergillaceae. Gene Ontology annotation, cellular component: proteasome core complex; proteasome core complex, alpha-subunit complex. The coding region runs from base 300 to 926 and encodes 208 amino acids. The record is from RefSeq and is a predicted model, not a curated record. The transcript has 2 exons.